AUGGCCAUGCUGGCACCGCUACCCGCGCGCGUGCCCCCGCCUCCGACAGAGCAUCAUGCUGCGCCGUCCUUGGGCCACAGCGCCCGCGCAGCCGGCGCCCUCACAGCCGCGGCUGCGGCCGCCGUUGUCAGCCGACGCCCGGAAACAGUUCGAAGCCAGGUGCUCUUGAGGGCUGCGGGCUCGGACUUUGCCAUCAUCCGCUUCAGGAUACCCGGUGUGGACGACCUGACGAUGCUGCCCAGGGUCGUCACGGCGUUCUGUGUCGCGCUUUUCAUCUACAACAAGGUUUCUGCAUACGGAGAUCCCGACAGUUUUCGUCAGGUGAGUGAGACCUUGGCCGUGGUUCUGUCACUGCUCACCUGGUCCAUUCCUUGGGUGACCGGACGGCUGGAAGAGGCAGUUCGGCGACAGGUGGAUGCCAAACCCAGCUCACGCAAGCCGGGAUCCAUCCAAACCCUCGCCAUCAAGCAGGAGCUUCCUAGCGAGCUCCAGCUCGACAUCUCCUGGCUCAGCUCCUCGUUGCUGCGGCUGACCAAUGCGGACGGUCUGGCGAUUUGGCACGAGGGCUCCACCAUCUGCAGCCGUGGCAUCGUCAAGAGGCUGAAAGGCUUCGCGGCGGGGUCGGAGUUCGUUCUUCAGGGCCUGGAUGCCGCGUGGACUCCCGACGCAGCUCCCGUGGAUGGCUACUGCGCCACACGUCGGGGCCUAGGAGCCUUCCCUGAGAACCUUCUGCCAGGGAAGGUUUUGCCCGAUGACACUGAGUCAGCGAUCGUCAAGCCUUUACCAGGAGGGGGCCACCUCGUCCUGUGGUCGGCACGACCCCGGGCUUUUGACAAAGAGGCAGAUCGGCUAUGGGUUGCCAAUGCAGCAGCCAAGCUCGGUGGCCUUUUGCAUGGCCCCAAAUCCACGGUGCCCGAUACCGUGCUGGAGGAGUGUUUCGAAGACACGUUGCCCCUGCUCGCGGCCGAGGAGGAUGCCGAAGCAUCCCGAGACCCGUUUGCACGAUUCGACUUGCAGAUUCGGGUAGCUCCCACCAUUGUCGGCGUGCUGGGCCUGGGAGUGCUGAUCUUCAACCGCCAGGCGUUGGUAUUCUCCGAAGCGUCGAGGAUGGGUGUGGACCCAGCGCAAACACGAGCCGACCUCUGCGCAGGAGUCCUGGCCAUCACCCUCGUGCUGCAGGGCCUUGUGUGGGUCAGUGAGACACCCAAGUCGCCGGAUGUCGAGGACACGACGGAGUGGGAUGAUGCCCGCAACGUCCUAUGGGUGGACCCGCAGCUCGCUGAGGGCGCUUGCCAGGAGCUCGUUUGGUCUUGGAGUGCAUUCAGCAAAGCCACGCGCGCCUGCUCCAUGGCACUUUUCUGGCGUGACAAGUGCGUGAUGCAGGGUGGCUUGUUCCAGCCGGGCAUGGACCCCGUUCAGCGCGACUUCUGCAAGGAGGUCAUUUCCAUGGGAAAGGGCCGCUACCUGGCGCAGCUGAACAAUUAUCCAGCCAAGGAGGAGUUCUUGGACUUUCUGCCAAAGAAAACUCAGGGCCUGCUGCUGACUCCGCUGCGCCCAGCACGAAAUGCCCCAGCGGCUGGCUUGUUGGUCUUGGGCUUGAACGCCAUGCGCGGCUUUGGCAAGGUGGAUCAGGCUUGGGCUGCAGCCCUUGCAGAGAAGCUGGCAGUCACACUGGACUCCUCCGACUGA
Molecule: messenger RNA, 1689 nt
Organism: Symbiodinium sp. CCMP2592
Lineage: Eukaryota; Dinophyceae; Suessiales; Symbiodiniaceae
Source: the annotation of a GenBank genome assembly